CUUCGAUAUAAAUAAAUCCGUCGGCCAGAGUCGAUUUGGGAUAAUCGAAUCAAUGAUCUUGUCCAAGCUCGUAAAAAUAACGAUGCCGAGAUAAGCGCCGCGGACGAGGAAGUCGCGCUCCGUCGCGAGAUUGAGAUUGUCGGAUAAAAAGUUGAGGAUCGAUGUGGGGAAUCGUUGGUCAUAACGGUCCGUCCGGUCCGUUCGGCCGCUCGUUAAACCGAGGGAAACGAGCGUGAGACGAGCACUGGCGGCGGCCAGGAUCGAUUGUCGUUGAGGCGCUAAUUUAGCGGUGUCCGAGGCUGGAUCCGAGGCGUUAUAACGAUGUGAUCGUUACCGUGACGACUUGCGUUCCAGAUAAGCCAGCACGUCGCCAGGAGGAUGCUGAACUGAGGAGCGCCAAGGGAUGGCCGCGCGCACGCCCGUUAUCCUGGGCAUCUGGGGGGUGUUUGUCCUCGCGCUGAUCCAAGAGUCGAAACCCGUGAGCUGGGAGGAGUGGUGGACGUACGACGGUAUCUCGGGGCCGGCCUUCUGGGGCCUCAUCAACCCCGAGUGGUCGCUCUGUAACAAGGGCCGCAGGCAGUCCCCGGUGAAUCUCGAGCCUCACCGGCUCCUCUUCGACCCGAACCUCGAGGCCCUGCACCUCGACAAGCACAAGGUCGGCGGCAUCCUCAGCAACACCGGCCACAGCGUCGUAUUCACCAUCGACAACGACACCAAGGAGCUCUUCAACAUAUCCGGGGGGCCGCUGAGCUACCGCUACCAGCUCCACGAGAUCCACCUGCACUACGGCCUCGACGACAACCUCGGGAGCGAGCACACCGUAGACGGUUACAGCUUCCCCGCCGAGAUCCAGAUAUUCGGUUUCAACUCAUACUUAUACAACAACUUCUCGGACGCCCUUCACCGCGCCCAGGGUAUCGUCGCCGUCUCCCUCCUACUCCAGGUAGGCAGUCUCUCGAACCCCGAACUAAGGCUCUUCACCGAGCACCUGGACAAAAUCACAUACGGAGGUCAGGCCAUGGAGAUCAAACGCAUUGGCGUCCGCGAAUUGCUGCCGAACACUAUGCACUACAUGACCUACGACGGCUCGACGACGAUGCCAGCCUGUCACGAGACCACCACGUGGAUCAUUCUCAAUAAGCCCAUAUAUAUAACCAAGCAGCAGCUGCGCAGCCUUAGGGAGCUGAAGCAGGGCGAUAAACGACACCCCAAGGCUCCCCUCGGUAACAACUUCCGGCCCCCGCAGCCGCUCCAUCAUCGCCCGGUCAGGACGAACAUCGACUUCAACCUUAAGCAGGGCCCGAAAAACUGUCCCACUAUGAACAGAGAUAUUUACUACAAAGCAAAUAGUUGGAAAUAGAGGCUCGAAGGAAGAAACCUGAAGAAUGCUUUGAGCGAGAAAUUCGUUGUGCUCCCCGUCCGCUCGCAACCUCGACAAUGAUAUCGAGACAAAAGCGAGAGAGGGAGAGAGGCAGCGAGACUAGUGGAUAUAAAAAGUAUGAUUAAGAGUGAACUCGGCGUAGCGCAAGAACAAAGGGCAAAUUAAACAGAAAACCAACAAA
Messenger RNA from Ceratosolen solmsi marchali, 1562 nucleotides. It is a transcript of the gene CARPB, whose product is annotated as Carbonic anhydrase-related protein B. Lineage: Eukaryota; Metazoa; Arthropoda; Insecta; Hymenoptera; Agaonidae. The transcript is spliced from 8 exons. The coding region runs from base 404 to 1360 and encodes 318 amino acids. Gene Ontology annotation, molecular function: carbonate dehydratase activity; zinc ion binding. Gene Ontology annotation, biological process: one-carbon metabolic process. The record is from RefSeq and is a predicted model, not a curated record.